Messenger RNA from Glycine soja, 1556 nucleotides. Its product is annotated as jasmonate O-methyltransferase-like. Gene Ontology annotation, molecular function: S-adenosylmethionine-dependent methyltransferase activity. Bases 149 to 1294 code for a protein of 381 amino acids. The record is from RefSeq and is a predicted model, not a curated record. NCBI's taxonomy places the organism in Eukaryota, Viridiplantae, Streptophyta, Magnoliopsida, Fabales, Fabaceae. Gene Ontology annotation, biological process: methylation. The transcript is spliced from 4 exons.
CAAGUUUGCGAGACUCUAUUAAUACUAUGGCUCUUCACUCCUACCUCUUAAGGCACUUCCCCGGAUAGAAGGAAUCAUUCAUCAACUUUUCAUUUUCCCUUUUGGUUUCGUCUUCAAGUCCAACUCCAACAUAGUAACACUUGUUACCAUGCAAACAGCUCGAAGGAAACAAAUGGAAACGUCGGAAGUACUUCACAUGAACAAAGGCACGGGCGAAACUAGCUAUGCCGUGAACUCUUCCGUUCAGAAUACGAUAAUCUCUUGCGCAGAGCCAGCAACAAAGAAAGCUAUUGUGCAAAUUCUUUGCUCAAGUAAUUGGCCUGAGAAGAUGGGCAUUGCAGACUUGGGUUGUUCCUCUGGACCCAAUGUCUUAAGGGUCAUCUCGGAGAUAUUAGAUACUGUGUAUUCCACUACAUGCCUCUUGGAUCGUCCAGCACCUGAAUUGGUGGUGUAUUUGAACGACCUUUUCACCAAUGACUUCAACAACAUCUUUGGCUCAUUGCCAUCUUUCUACAGAAAACAGAAGCAGGAAAAGGGAAGUGGGUUUGGACCAUGUUUUGUUUCAGCUGUCCCUGGUACUUUCUAUGGUAGGCUUUUCCCAAGCAAGAGCCUCCACUUUGUGCACUCUUCUUCUAGCCUCCAUUGGCUUUCUCAGGUUCCUGGUGGAUUAGAAGAUGGUAGUGGGAGAGCAUUGAACAAGCAAAAGAUAUACUUAUCAAAGAGCAGUCCUAAGUGCGUUCUAGAUGCUUAUUCUCGACAAUUCAAAAACGAUUUUUCAGUGUUUCUUGCUUCACGUUCCCAAGAAAUAGUAGCUGGGGGACGCAUGGUCUUGUCUCUAAUGGGCAGAGAAACAAUGGACCCAACCACUGACCAUAGUUGCUAUCAGUGGGAACUCUUAGCACGCUCCCUCAUGACCAUGGUUUCCGAGGGUCUUUUAGAAGAGGAAAAGGUGGAUUCUUUUGACGCUCCAUACUAUGCACCAUGCUUGGAGGAAAUGAAAAUGGAGAUUCAAAAGGAAGGGUCAUUCAUUGUGGAUGAGCAUGAAGCUUAUGAAAUCGAUUGGGAUGCUGGAAUGAAAUUGCAAAGUGAUUCCCCCACAGUUACGCCAUUAACGAGUGGAGAACGAGUUGCAAGGACCAUAAGGGCUGUGGUUGAGUCCAUGUUGGAACCUCAUUUCGGGUGUCACAUAAUGGAUGAGCUGUUUCGAAGGUACGCAGAAGUUGUAGAGGACCAUUUAUCCAAGACUAGGACCACAUACAUUAAUUUGGUCAUUUCUCUCGUCAAGCAAGGUUGAAAUACACACAAUACGACCAAGAAGGCAAAUAUUAAUUUAUUGUUCUGUUCCACUUGUACUAUUGAUUUCUAGCCCUAUUGAUUUCUAGCAUGUGUUUCGUCUACAUAUAUCCUAGUAUCAUUAUAGGAGUCCAUGUCACCCUAGCCUAUGUAUCGUCUACAUCUAUCAUAGUUAGCAAUUACAAUGAGUUAGAUUUGAGUAACAUUCCAUAAUAUUCAUUCUCGUAACUGUAUUUAAAAAUAAAGUAUUAAAGUAUUCGCAA